AUGAUAUUGGGAAAUGACGAUGUAACACUAGAUAUUCAGGACCAACUUCUCUUCCCUUAUUUAUCACUGAAGCAGGAACACGAGUGUUCGGUAUGCUCUUACUAUUGCAAAAUGGCUGAUAUUCUCUUAAGCAAUCUGGACAAGCUGCUGCUACAACUUGUUUUUCAGCUUGAACAAGCAUCUUACUCCAAGGAAUAUGAAAGACAACAGAUACAGUUAUAUACUGCAAACAUUUUGGAGAAAAAAAGUGAAAUCUGCCACCUACAUGAAGAAAUAAAUAAAAGUGAGGAAGCAAUUCUUAGCUUAUGCAGACAAAAUAAUACCAAUAAAGAGAACUGUAACAUCUGGAAACCAACAUAUGUUAUUUUGAAAAAACAUGAAGAAUAUUUACAGAAAGAACUUCAGAAUUACCAAGAAGCAACAGAAAAAGACAAAAAAAUGUACCAGGAUUAUAUGAAUCAAUAUCAAGAAGUUUUCAGGCAGCACCAAGCAAAAUAUUUAGAAACUACAAUUGCCCAAGAAUAUUAUCGUGAAAAAAAAGAAUAUGAAGAAAUUCAAGAUCGAGUUCAACAACAUUCCAAAUUAUUUAAGCAGAAAGAAGCUGAACUUAUAGAUCUUCACAAACCUGGUCCUUUCCAAUCACUUUCUUCAUGGGCAACAUAUAUUGCUUCUCUGCGGAAGAACACAAAGGAAACUCUUACUCAUGCAGAAAUUCUCACACAGCAAUCAGCUGAACUUGUCAAAACUGCAAAAGAGCUAGAAAAGAAAAUGAACUAUUUGAAAGAGCAUCUAGGCAAUGUUACAGAAGAUCAAAAGCAUACUGAACAGAUGGAAGAGGAUUCUAAUAUGAUAGAAGAAAAAGCAAAAAAUAGAGAAAGAAAGAAGGACUUUGAUGAAAGCUUGUUCAAAGAGAGUCAACCUUUAUUGAAAAAGAAAGAACAAACGUAUAAACCAUUUAAUCUACCUAGCAUUUUUCAGAAAUUAGUUCAAAGCGUACCAACUGUGAAACCACAAUUUCAGAUCACAGACAGAGGUGCAGAAAAGAAAGAGGAUCUGGCAGGGCAUUCAGCAGUGACUAGUAUAUAUUUCAACCAUAUGGAAAAUGAAAAUCAGAAAUGUGAUAAUUCAGAAACCAAUAUUGUAGAAACAGAUUCACCUAUAACAAAUGAUCCCAAGGAAAUAUCAAAUAGAUUAUUAGCUAAUCAGAAGAACACACUUACUAAACAAUGCUUUAACAUUGAAAAUACAAAAGGAAAAAAGGCUGACUACAAACAAAAAGAAAACAAAUCAAUGGAUUCUGCGGCUAUAUCUCAAGACAGGCAGACAGAAAAUUCUACUAAACCUGGAUAUUAUUCUUCAACAAGAGAUGCAGAUACUGCAGAAACUCCAGGGUUAAUAACUCUAGAGCCAAACAUUCUUCCAAAAACUCCUGACUCUGGUGAGAUGAGAACUCCAUUUGAACUAUUUCCACCAGAAAGUGAAGGAUUGCUGGUCAAGUCACCUGCUUUUUCUUUUCUUGCUGGGUUUGCCUCAAAGUCACAGUCACCUGGAUUUAAUCUUUUUGAUUUUUCUGCAUUUGAAACUGAGAGUUCAUUAGACCAGUUAGGUGAAAGCUGCUCUGCUGGAAAUAUAAAUCCAAUUUCUCCACACAAAGGUAUUGGAGAUUUCUUUGGGAAAAUGGACACUGAAGACUCAUUUACAUUUGCAUUUCCAACAGUUCCUUCUACUCAGGUGUUUCAAGAUGGGAAAGAAGACUUUAAUUUUCCUUUUGCUUUUGGAUCAUCUGAGCAAUCCACUCUAAAAGGUUUUCAAUCUGCCUCAGAAAACAGAAAGCCAUUUUCACUUUUCUGA
This is a messenger RNA of Notechis scutatus (mainland tiger snake), 1851 nucleotides long. Lineage: Eukaryota; Metazoa; Chordata; Lepidosauria; Squamata; Elapidae. The record is from RefSeq and is a predicted model, not a curated record.